Messenger RNA from Microplitis mediator, 1980 nucleotides. Its product is annotated as cytochrome P450 9e2-like. The coding region runs from base 342 to 1865 and encodes 507 amino acids. The transcript has a single exon. The record is from RefSeq and is a predicted model, not a curated record. Lineage: Eukaryota; Metazoa; Arthropoda; Insecta; Hymenoptera; Braconidae. Gene Ontology annotation, molecular function: heme binding; monooxygenase activity; oxidoreductase activity, acting on paired donors, with incorporation or reduction of molecular oxygen.
UUUAAAUCGGUAAAUGCGUAGUGAAAAACAUCAAGUGAAGACUAUAGUAAGUAAAAUUUGUUUAAGGAGGGUCUACAGUAAUUUUUGUCCAAGUUUUACUUUCAAACAAAACCUCUAAACACAAAAUUAAGAACGAAGCUCGAUGCAUUACUCUAUAAUCUAACAAUCUACGGUUUCAUUUUUCAAAAAUGUUCAUUUGUUGAACAAAGUGUCCAUUUACUGUGCUAGUGCAACAAGGAUAGUAUCGUUAUUUGACUUGAGUGUAAUAGAGAAAAAGUUCAGAAUCCUCUUAAUAUACAAAGACACCAGAACAACAGAGCCAACUAGACAUCAUUACUGCAAUGAUGGAAACGUCAUUGUCAACACUUCUGGCUAUUUUAGCUGGAUUUAUAAUAAUUUAUUACGUUAUCUAUCGCAAAAAGUAUUUUGAAACACAUCAAAUACCUCAUCCGAAAGCGUACCCUCUUCUAGGGAAUAUGGUACCAGUUUUGUUAGGAAGGUUUUCAUUUUUGGAAAAUAUGACCAAUACUUAUAAUUUAAACAAAGAAGCCAAAUACGUUGGUUUCUAUGAUUUCAGUGGUCCAGUCACGAUCAUACGUGACUUAGAUUUGAUUAAAAGCAUAACAACCAAACACUUUGACCACUUUGUCGAUCAUCAGAGUUUCAUCGCCAAACCAGAACUAGAGCCUCUGUUUGGAAACAACCUUUUUGCUCUACGUGGUGAUCGGUGGCGUGAAAUCCGAGCCUUAGUGACUGGAGCUUUUACGUCGAGCAAAAUGAAAGCUAUGUUCAAAUUGAUGUCUGAUUGCGGAAGUACUUUUGCUGAGUAUCUGGUUGAUCAAUCGAGAAAGGGCAUGACCGAAAUAAAUUCAAAAGAUAGUUUCACACGUUACGCAAAUGAUACGAUAGCUACGUGUGCUUUUGGUAUAUCUGUAGAUUCUAUGGCUAAUCCGACCAAUGAAUUUUAUGUUCUUGGACGGGAAGCGACCAACUUUGAAGGUCUAAAGACUUUGAGGUUUUUGAUGGUACAGAAUUUUCCGAUGAUAUCUAAACUAUUUGGCAUAAAGCUCAUUGAUGCUAAUAUAGAAAAGUUUUUCUGCGAUUUGGUGAGAGAUACCAUGGCUGUGAGAGAUAAAGAAGGCAUCUAUAGACCAGACAUGAUUCAAUUGAUGAUGGAAACGAGAAACAGAGAACCGGGAUCUAAGAAGCCUGAGCUAACCAUUGAAAGCAUGACAUCCCAAGCAUUAAUUUUUUUCCUAGGUGGCUUUGAGACAACAUCAACGGUCAUGUGUUUGGCCGCCCACGAAAUAGCGUGUCAUCCAGAAAUUCAAGAAAAGCUGCAGGAAGAAAUAGAUCGCGUCCUAGAAGAGUGUGAAGGUGACCCAACUUAUGAAGCAGUCAACAGUAUGAAGUAUCUCGAUGCAAUUGUCAAUGAAUCUUUACGAUUGUACCCAGUUCCCGGUUUCAUGGAUAGAGUUUGCACCAAAAACUUCGAAUUGCCUCCCAGUCUACCUGGAUUGAAACCGCUGCCCAUCAAAUCCGGUGACCGUUUUUGGAUACCAGUUUGGGGAAUUCAACGUGACCCUCAAUACUUUCCGGACCCUGAUCAAUUCAUUCCUGAACGAUUUAUCGGAGAUAAAAACGCCAUAAAUACCUCAGCCUAUCUUCCUUUUGGAGUCGGACCUAGAAUGUGCAUUGGAAAUCGGUUCGCACUUUUAGAAACCAAAGUACUAUUGUUUCAUCUUUUAGCCAAAUGUAAUAUACAACCUGCUAAAAGAAUGAUCCUGCCAAUGAGAUUGAGUAAAAAGGAUUUCACUAUGAUGGCUGAAGGUGGCUUCUGGUUAGAAAUCCAUUCGCGAAAGUGAUUUUUUGUGACAAUAAUCAUAUUGAUAGUGGAAUAAUAAUUAAUAUAUUUGAAAAAAUAUGCAAUUAUAUAUAAAUUAUGUACGGAUUUUCAAAAAAUAAAAGUAAGAUCAUGGA